AUGCCAUCAAGUUGGUUGGAAACCCGAAAUCAAACGUCGCUUCCAUUACUCGUUGAUGCGCACCAUCCACUCACUUUCCUUUCUCUUUCCAGUUUCAGAUUUAAGCGCUCUCUGCCUCCAACACUUUGCGUAGAAACUUUGAGACUUGGAAACUCAACGCGUCACACACUGAGUCAAGUAUUGGAGACCAAAACGAUGUCGUAUGCGAGUAGAGAUCUAGAGAGUGGAGGUGGUGCGAGCAAGAACGCCACCACCUACUCCGCUGCUCCCACUUCUUAUGUUUACGAUCCUGAAGUGCACUGGACCUCGUGGCUCGUGCCGCUUUUUGUGGCGGUUAACGUUGUUGUCUUCGUUGUCGCCAUGUAUGUCAACGAUUGUCCCAGGAAUAAUGUCUCCUUUGAUGCGGACUGUGUCGCCACGUUUCUGGGUCGCUUCUCGUUUCAGCCCCUUCGGGAGAAUCCUUUGUUUGGCCCUUCUUCCUCUACCUUAACAAAGAUGGGAGCACUUCGGUGGGAUGACGUUGUGAAUCAGCAUGAAGGAUGGAGACUUGUCACUUGCAUCUGGUUGCAUGCAGGAAUUGUUCAUUUGGCUGCAAACAUGUUGAGUCUGGUCUUCAUUGGGAUUCGCCUUGAACAACAGUUUGGCUUUGUGAGGAUAGGAAUCAUAUACUUGUUGUCUGGAUUCGGCGGGAGUGUUCUAUCUUCUCUAUUCAUUAGAAACAACAUAUCUGUUGGUGCUUCUGGUGCUCUUUUUGGACUUCUUGGAGCAAUGCUUUCAGAACUUGUCACAAACUGGAGUAUUUAUACCAAUAAGGCAGCUGCUUUGUUCACACUUCUGUUUAUUAUUGUCAUCAAUCUUGCCAUUGGAAUGUUGCCCCACGUUGAUAAUUUUGCCCAUAUUGGGGGAUUCCUCACAGGAUUUCUCCUUGGUUUUGUUUUGCUGCUCCGCCCUCAAUUUGGGUGGUUAGAACAGCGACGUCUCCCAGUCGGUGUUCACCUCAAGUCAAAAUACAAGGCUUACCAAUGUGUUCUGUGGAUUGUCUCUCUUAUUUUACUGAUUGUUGGGUUAACUAUUGCUCUAGUGAUGCUAUUUCGGGGUGAGAGUGGAUAUGAUCACUGUCAUUGGUGUCACUAUCUAACAUGUGUUCCAACUUCUAAAUGGAAAUGCAAUGACCCUUAA
This is a messenger RNA of Sphenostylis stenocarpa, 1179 nucleotides long. The record is from the annotation of a GenBank genome assembly. NCBI's taxonomy places the organism in Eukaryota, Viridiplantae, Streptophyta, Magnoliopsida, Fabales, Fabaceae.